AUGCCAGGAUCUGACGAUUCGCGAUCCGACUAUGCGCUAUCGGGCACCUUGUCCGCACGAUCUUAUCUGGAGCUAGCGCAGGGGUACCACGCCCAGUCCCAAAUUACCCCUCCGCAAAGCAAUGAUUAUUUUGCCCUGGGGGAGCCGAUCGAGCUCGAGGACAAGGGCAACUCGGGCCCGCGCUUACAAUCCCGCACGAAACGGACAUCCCUGAAGAAAGCGAAGGGACCGGAGAAGCCCGAGACGGCACACGAGAUCACGGACCCGCAUCCAGUGGAGCGCCUGGCGCGCAAACGAGGCCGUCCGAGGCUAGAGACUGCUAAGGAUGCUGCUGCCAUCGAGGAACGGCGCUUGCAGAUCCGCCGUGCGCAGCGCACUUAUCGACAGAAAAAAGAGGCUACCAUUCAGGAACUCAAGGCUCGUGUUGAAGUUCUUGAGCAAACCCUGCAGAAUGUUUCGGAUAUACUAGGCGCCGGCGACCAAGAAGAGGUCCACGCUCUCGGUACUAUUGGAACGCAACCUGACGGCCUUGCUCGCGCCAGACAGCUAGUGCUAGCGGAGAUUGACAAGACGCGAUCUUUUUCUGGGGAACAUACCCAGCAGAUCGGUCGCAGUAUAGAAAGUCUUCAUGAUACCUUUGGAUAUCAGGUCUCGCACCGAAGAAAUAUCGAAGACACAAACACGAAUCAACAUGACAAUACAAACUCACUCCACCAAACACAUCUCCAUCCUAGAUCACCUUCACCUCUCCUCAACCGCCUCUUCCCGUCAACAACCAUCUACACCUACACUUAUCAAGAAUCAGACGUCUCCAGACGUCUCCAGCGCUUCUGUCUAGAACAUACAUACCGCUGGCUUACAGACCCACAUUCCCACCCCGACCGCAUAACCCGGGUAUUUGGGCUUCUGCCAUGCAUUCAAGAUAUGCCAGGAAUCCAGCGUCACAUGCGGCGGACCUUACACGUCGAGAUUGGCGGCUCCCUCGAGACUAAUAAAAUGCCGUUCUACAAGCUUGGCGGUGCUGGUACGCACUACCCACGCAUUGGAGCAGAUGGACAACCCGUGUACCCCGAUAACUUUCGACGGCCUGGCAAGAUUCUUCGACGGAUGGCGAGGAUCUUGCGUCGCGGCGGGAUCCAGGAUUGGGAUGAAGACUGGAGUGGGGAUGCGGAGCCGGAUCUGCAAGAUGAAAUCGGCAGGAAAGAGAGGGCGAUGAGCGAUGAGGAGCGUCUCCGCUCUCUUGACCUGGAGGGCGAGUGGUUUGACUGCCAUGAUGUCCAAGGGUAUCUUGAACACCAUGGGGUCGUGUUAGAUGGUUCGUCAUUAUGGCUGGAGGUUCCAGCUACUGCAGUCGGUGUUCUGUAUGGGUUCUCCCCUGACGGAUCGGCGUUUCAGUAUUGCAUGUCUUCUGAAGACCCGUUGCCAGUUGACAUGGGUGGGACUGAAUACUCGAGCCACUCGACUUAUGUUCUGGACGUUGAGUGCUUUUUUGAUCUGCUCCUGGCCAAUCUCCGUAUCCUCGGCCGCGCCCCUGGAUUUCGGUUGUGGGACGUGGAUGCGGCCCUGCGGACGGCUAUCCACAAACGGCCGUUUACUUGA
Molecule: messenger RNA, 1599 nt
Organism: Penicillium cinerascens
Lineage: Eukaryota; Fungi; Ascomycota; Eurotiomycetes; Eurotiales; Aspergillaceae
Exons: 3
Coding region: 1-1599 (532 amino acids)
Biological process (GO): regulation of DNA-templated transcription
Molecular function (GO): DNA-binding transcription factor activity
Source: RefSeq, a predicted model, not a curated record